AUGUCUUCUCAAUACAAGGACAAGGAAACAAGAAAGGCUGCGGUUGAAGCCACGUUGUGUCCGGGUUGGCAUCAGCUUCUCGUGCCCGAUAGACGGCCCCCGGCAUGGAAAGUGAACUUUGUUGCUAGCUUGGCCGUCUUUGACCUGCAUGUGGGCUGGACGAAGAGAUCAACACCCGCGCUAGGAGCUCCAAUCACGGCCGGCCUACUACAGGCCAGGCUUCCGGCUGAGCCUCCAUCAGUGCAGCUGCCCCGGUUCGGCGGAGCUCAUCGUGAGAUAACCCCUGGAGUCUCGGGCUUUUGCGGCGACAACACAUGGCUCUGGGGCAAGCUGAACCACCAGGGCCACGUCUGCGGGCUGAUACGGGGCCCAGGCACAGUGAUUGUUGGACAGGCAGAGUCCCAGACGGAUGAGCGGGACACUUUACUGGCCGUGUGGGUGCCCGCCUGCCUGGAUGAGGCGAUCGAUAACUAUCCCUCGGCUUUGCAGGCCAUCUGGUCGCGAUAA
This is a messenger RNA of Parathielavia appendiculata, 507 nucleotides long. RefSeq lists its product as uncharacterized. The coding region runs from base 1 to 507 and encodes 168 amino acids. The record is from RefSeq and is a predicted model, not a curated record. The transcript has 4 exons. NCBI's taxonomy places the organism in Eukaryota, Fungi, Ascomycota, Sordariomycetes, Sordariales, Chaetomiaceae.